Messenger RNA from Spizellomyces punctatus DAOM BR117, 2212 nucleotides. RefSeq lists its product as uncharacterized. Gene Ontology annotation, molecular function: alpha-1,2-mannosyltransferase activity. Lineage: Eukaryota; Fungi; Chytridiomycota; Chytridiomycetes; Spizellomycetales; Spizellomycetaceae. Gene Ontology annotation, biological process: GPI anchor biosynthetic process. Bases 18 to 1793 code for a protein of 591 amino acids. The transcript is spliced from 8 exons. Gene Ontology annotation, cellular component: endoplasmic reticulum membrane. The record is from RefSeq and is a predicted model, not a curated record.
UCCUACUGGUUCAUGUCAUGCUACGAUCGUCCAAGCGGGACCGUGCGUCUCGAGCUGAUAAGAGUUUGAACCACGUCGGACCCAGGUCCUCAUUUCAGCACGACGCCGGCGACAAGCAUGACGAUGAGAUUACGAGUCGCAAAGAAGGACCCUCACAGCGAAGACUCUUGAAGCUCUACCUAUUACUCUUUUGCUAUCGUGCAGCCAAUGCUCUUUUCGUUCGUACUUAUUAUGAUCCCGAUGAGUAUUGGCAGGCACUAGAAGUUGCUCAUAAACUGGUCUUUGGUUACGGGUAUCUUACGUGGGAAUGGACACAUAAGAUUCGCGGAUUCGCACAUCCAUUGAUUUUCACUUUCAUUUACAAAACGCUGGCGGUUUUGGGAUUGGAUGAGACAGAACUUUUGAUUGUAGCACCACGUCUCGUCCAAGCGGGAUUCGCUGCCGUGGGUGAUAUCUACACGUAUUUGUUGGCAUACAGACUCUUUGGUCAUGGUGCUGCCAAAUGGGCGCUCAUGUGUUCCGUGUUGUCCUGGUAUACGUUUUUCUGCGGGAUUCGGACUUAUUCGAAUAGCAUGGAAUCGGUCCUCACUGUGGCUGCUCUCUACUAUUGGCCGUGGACUAGUGAGGGGAACCUCAAUCAUAUGCACCGAAAGCAUUUUCGAGUAGCUUUAGCGGUUGCAUCCCUUGCUUGUAUUGUUCGCCCUACGAACGCAAUCAUCUGGUUGUACCUGGGCGUCAACCUCGUUUGGAAAAACAUCAGAAUGUGGAAGACAAUUGCAUUAGACGCUUUAACGCUGGUGUUCCUUGCGUUGCAAACGUCCGUCCUCAUCGACUAUAUCUUUUAUAAAGAAUGGACUGUUGUCCCGUACAACUUUAUCCGGCAAAAUCUUGUGGAGGGCAUCGCAUCCUUUUACGGGAACCAUGCUUGGCACUGGUACUUUUCGCAAGGAUUUCCUGUCAUCACUUUCAGCUUUCUCCCUCUCCUUGUGUGGGACACCCUCUCUACCAAAGGUCACCAAGCUCCAAUGAGAGGCAGGUUACUGAGGCUAGUGUUGUGGACACUCAGUGUUUACACCCUCUUGCCGCAUAAGGAGUUCCGCUUCAUUUUUCCCAUACUACCGCCUACCAUUGCCUUAACUGGUGCGGCUAUCCAUAGGAUUGAGUCUUGGACGGACAAGGCUAAAGCAAGGAGGUGUCUUUAUCGGAACCGGAUUCCGCUGCUCGUCACGUUCCUGGUGAUUACGAAUGGAUUAGCGGGGUACUAUUUAGGCAUCCUUCAUCAACGUGGAGUCGUAGAUGUGAUGAAUUGGUUGCGAGAGGAAGCGGCUCAUGAACGAAUCGACGGAAUUUUGUUUCUCAUGCCAUGUCAUUCGACCCCAUUUUAUAGCCAUCUACACCGAAAUGUGUCGAUGCGAUUUUUGACCUGUGAGCCCCCUGUCGGGAUUGACCCAAGCACGUACCAAGAUGAGGCAGAUAUCUUUUAUCAAAGCCCCAAGUCAUUUAUAGAGAAGUAUUUUGAUCCCAAUAUGAGGAGCAUCGGGGUCUCCACGACAGCCUACCAUGACGACACCAUACCUGUGCCUGGUCAACAUUGGCGAAUACAACGAUUUUACUGGCCGAGUCAUGUUGUCAUUUUUGAAGCACUAUCGAGGGAUAUGCUCGAUAUUUUCAAAGGGUCGAACUAUGAAGAGUGUGAACGAUUCUUCAACUCGCAUUUUCACGAUGAUCCACGAAGAAGAGGCGAUGUAAUCGUUUAUUGCCGACGCCUAAGCAAUGAGAUACACACGAAAUAACGGCUAUGGCCAUCAACCUUGGUUCUAAACUUUCCCUAAAAUGAACCAACCAAGACCCUCUCUUUCGCCUAUGUACAUGCUAUUCUUGCAAUCUACCCACAUUGAACACGAAAUCAGUCAAUGCGCUACUCCAGGAGGAGGGCGGUCGAUGGCGAGUUCCACACCAUGGUUUAAUGGCACUACCUCGCUUCCACAAUAUUUACAUUUCCUGGCUUUCUCGGGAAUCUCUUCUAAGCACCAAGGACAAUCCCGAUAUCUCUUCAAGAACUUGGAUCCUUUGUGCAAAAGCUUUGUGUAUGCCUUUAUGAGAAAGAAUAGUAUCACUGCGAUAAGGAAGAAAUUGAUGAUACGUUGGAUAAAAUGCCCGCUGUAACAAGAAUUUAAUGGUGAGACAGUUAGACAAUAUAUGAACACUCGUA